Messenger RNA from Cuscuta campestris, 613 nucleotides. NCBI's taxonomy places the organism in Eukaryota, Viridiplantae, Streptophyta, Magnoliopsida, Solanales, Convolvulaceae. The record is from the annotation of a GenBank genome assembly.
UCUCCUAAUCUCCGUUACACAUCCAAAUCAAAAUACGUUUUUCCUAUCGUAUAUUACUAUUAAUUACCCUUACGAUGGCGGAGAAUACGAAAAAAUCACCGGAUGACCGACGGCGGCAGCCCGGCCGGUUGCAGAGGAAAGCCCCGGCGUCGAUCCAGAUUAAUCGCGCCACGGAUUGGAAUGUGGCAAUACCGCUUCUAUCGCCAUUGAUCACAUCGCCUGUUUCUAGCGAUUUGACGGCAGCGGUUGAAUUGUGUUCGAAUUCGAGUCGGGAGAAGGAGGCAGAGAGAGAGGCGGAGAAGCCUUCGGCGACGGCGACCGCGGCGGCGGUCAAGGAAUGGAAUCAUCCGGCCGCACCGUUUUGCUUCGAUCCGGCUCCGCUAGUGAAGUUCGUCUGUACUGGAAGCAACGAUCGAUGAUCUCAGAUCUGGAUGUGUAUAAUCCUAAUUCGUGUAAUUCCUCUUUGCUUUUAGGCUUCAUUUCUUCAUUUUCAUUUGCGUAAUUUGGGCGAGAGUACAUAUAAUGCAAAUGUUUCUCGAUUCUAGCUAUUUUUCCCCGGAAGGAGUUGAAAAUUCCUGUUCUAGACAUAUCGAAUUAAAUCCAGGUAAUUACU